AAGAAGUGAACCUCAACCUGAAGUUGGAGGCGACGAAAAAGAAACAAGUAAAGGAACCGGUCGAAGCGAAGCCCGAAGAAGAAAAGGAGGUAGAACCCAAGCCGACCAAGAAGGAUGAAAAGACCAAAAAGGAGGCGGAAGCCAAGGCCAAGCAAGAAGCCGAAGCCAAGGCAAAGGCUGACGCUGAAGAGGCCAAGAAGAAGGAGGCCGACUCCAAGAUCUCCAAGAAGGAGGAGAAGGCCAAGCAAGAAGUCGAAGCCAAGGCUAAGCAAGAAGCCGAAGCCGAGGCCAAGCCAGAAGCCGAAGCCAAGGCUAAGCAAGAAGCCGAAGCCAAGGCCAAGCAAGAAGCCGAAGCCAAGGCCAAGCAAGAAGCCGAAGCCAAGGCCAAGCAGGAAGUCGAAGCCAAGGCAAAGGCUGAUGCUGAAGAGGCCAAGAAGAAGGAGGUCGACUCCAAGAACGCCAAGAAGGAGGAGAAGGCCAAGCAAGAAGCCGAAGCCAAGGCCAAGCAGGAAGCCGAAGCCAAGGCAAAGGCUGAUGCUGAAGAGGCCAAGAAGAAGGAGGUCGACUCCAAGAUCUCCAAGAAGGAGGAGAAGGCCAAGCAAGAAGCCGAAGCCAAGGCCAAGCAAGAAGCCGAAGCCAAGGCUAAGCAAGAAGCCGAAGCCAAGGCCAAGCAAGAAGCCGAAGCCAAGGCAAAGGCUGAUGCUGAAGAGGCCAAGAAGAAGGAGGUCGACUCCAAGACCGCCAAGAAGGAGGAGAAGGCCCAGAAGGAGGCCGAGGAGAAAGCCAAGAAGGCGGUCCAAGACCUCAAAGGAGCUCAAAGUGGCAAGCAAGAAGCCGAAGCCAAGGCCAAGCAGGAGCCGAAGCCAAGGCCAAGCGAAGCCGAAGCCAAGGCCAAGCAGGAAGCCAAGGCCAAAGCUGAUGCUGAAGAGGCCAAGAAGAAGGAGGCCGACUCCAAGAUCUCCAAGAAGGAGGAGAAGGCCAAGCAAGAAGCCGAAGCCAAGGCCAAGCAAGAAGUCGAAGUCAAGGCAAAGGCUGAUGCUCAAGAGGCCAAGAAGAAGGAGGCCGACUCCAAGAAGGUGGAGAAGGCCAAGCAAGAAGCCGAAGCCAAGGCCAAGCAGGAAGCCGAAGCCAAGGCAAAGGCUGAUGCUGAAGAGGCCAAGAAGAAGGAGGCCGACUCCAAGAUCUCCAAGAAGGAGGAGAAGGCCAAGCAAGAAGCCGAAGCCAAGGCUAAGCAGAAGCCGAAGCCAAGGGCCGCAGCGAAGCCGAAGCCAAGGCUAAGCAAGCCGAAGCCAAGGCCAAGCAGGAAGCCGAAGCCAAGGCAAAGGCUGAUGCUGAAGAGGCCAAGAAGAAGGAGGCCGACUCUCAAGAUCUCCAAGAAGGAGGAGAAGGCCAAGCAAGAAGCCGAAGCCAAGGCCAAGCAAGAAGCCGAAGCCAAGGCCAAGCAAGAAGCCGAAGCCAAGGCAAAGGCUGAUGCUGAAGGGGCCAAGAAGAAUGAGGCCGACUCCAAGAUCUCCAAGAAGGAGGAGAAGGCCAAGCAAAGCCGAAGACAAGGC
Molecule: messenger RNA, 1553 nt
Organism: Mesorhabditis spiculigera
Lineage: Eukaryota; Metazoa; Nematoda; Chromadorea; Rhabditida; Rhabditidae
Source: the annotation of a GenBank genome assembly